Alternaria arborescens is the source of this 825-nucleotide messenger RNA. RefSeq lists its product as hypothetical. The record is from RefSeq and is a predicted model, not a curated record. The transcript has 2 exons. Lineage: Eukaryota; Fungi; Ascomycota; Dothideomycetes; Pleosporales; Pleosporaceae. The coding region runs from base 1 to 825 and encodes 274 amino acids.
AUGAAGUACACAUUGACUCUCGCCAUUGUGGCGCUUACUUUGGACACCGCUGUCGCAUCUCCACUCAACAUAGAGGCCCGACAGCAAGGUAGCGGAGCAGGCCCAUACGCACCCGGCACAUACAAGACCGACAACUCUCUCCAGGGCCACACGAUCUACUACCCAACCAAGAACACCGGUUCCGAAAAGCUUCCUGUUCUCGUCUGGGGCAACGGAGCAUGCAGCACUGACGGCCGCUCUAACUCCGCUCUCUUGCAGAACAUUGCCAGCUAUGGCUUCCUGGCUAUCGCGGAGGGCGGUCCCAAUGGUGGAGGUUCUUCAAAUGCGCAGACCAUGAAGCAAGCCAUUGACUGGGUUACCAACAAUGCUGGAAAGGGCGCGUACGCUAAUGUCGAUGCGAGCAAGAUCAUGGCGGCAGGAUUCUCGUGUGGUGGUGUUGAGGCUAUCGACAACAUUUGGGAUAGCCGCGUUGACACAAUCGGAGUGAUCAGUUCAGGUCUGCUUUCAAACACUAGCGCAGCUAGAGACUGGAGGAAGCCCGUACUUUUUGUACUGGGUGGUCAGGGCGACAUUGCAUUCCAGAACGGCGAACGCGACUUCAAAAAUCUUGCGCAGGGUGUUCCAUCAUGGAAGGGUAACAUUCCUGUUGGCCAUGGUGGUACACUAGGUGACGCAAACGGCGGCCGAUUUGGCAAGGCCAUUCUCAACUGGAUGUUAUGGACUAUGAAGGGAAAUACGCAGGCGGCAUCUUACUUUACUAGCGGCUACCAGGCUGAUGGCUAUCAAGUUGAAACUCAUGAUUUGAACCUGUUGAAGCCAUUCUGA